Molecule: messenger RNA, 1540 nt
Organism: Helianthus annuus (common sunflower)
Lineage: Eukaryota; Viridiplantae; Streptophyta; Magnoliopsida; Asterales; Asteraceae
Product: 2-methyl-6-phytyl-1,4-hydroquinone methyltransferase, chloroplastic
Exons: 3
Coding region: 294-1313 (339 amino acids)
Biological process (GO): methylation
Molecular function (GO): 2-methyl-6-phytyl-1,4-benzoquinone methyltransferase activity
Source: RefSeq, a predicted model, not a curated record
UACAUCCCACCUACUCCAUGAUUCAACAAUGACGCACACCUAUAUUUUGGUCCCAAAUUAGUACCACCCACCAAGAUCAAUCACUUCCCCAAUAUCACUACUCACUUUCCUUCACAAAUUAUUCAACUUUUCACUACCAAUUGCUUAAUUCCGCAAUCCCACUGAACCAAUAACCCUCUCUACCAUCAUUCUUACCCCAAAUCUCAAAACCCCAUGUGCAUGUAACAACACCCCACAUCUCAAAACAGAGUCUUGAUCCAAUCCCCAUUAGGGUUUUUCUCAAUUCAACAAUCAUGGCUUCUUUGAUGCUAUCCGGACCUCAAAAUCUUGCAUUUGCCCCAAAAGGGUUAGGGUUUAAGAACCCUGAUUUGAAAUGUAGGAGCUUUAGUUUCCCCAAAUCCAAUUUGAUUGGUAAAAGUCGUAAUCUUGGAGCUAAAACCCUAAUGGUACCCAGAUGUAGUGUGUCCGUAUCAAGGCCUGCUUCACAGCCAAGAUUUAUACAGCAUAAGAAAGAGGCUUUUUGGUUUUAUAGGUUUUUGUCAAUUGUGUAUGAUCAUGUGAUAAACCCUGGGCAUUGGACUGAGGAUAUGAGGGAUGAUGCACUCGAACCGGCGGAACUCGAUAACCGGGAUUUGGUUGUGGUGGAUGUUGGUGGGGGUACAGGGUUUACUACUUUGGGGAUUGUGGAACAUGUUGAUGCUAAGAAUGUGACUAUUUUGGACCAGUCUCCUCAUCAGCUUGCUAAAGCUAAGGAGAAGGUGGCUUUGAAGGAGUGUAGGAUUAUUGAGGGGGAUGCCGAGGAUCUUCCGUUUGAAACGGAUUAUGCGGAUCGAUAUGUGUCGGCUGGAAGCAUUGAGUACUGGCCCGACCCACAACGAGGCAUCAAAGAAGCAUACAGGGUUAUAAAGAAAGGAGGGAAGGCUUGUUUAAUCGGUCCUGUUUAUCCGACAUUUUGGUUGUCUCGUUUCUUUGCAGACAUGUGGAUGUUGUUUCCAAAGGAAGAAGAAUAUAUUGAAUGGUUUGAAAAGGCGGGGUUUAAAGAUGUGCAGAUUAAGAGGAUUGGCCCACAAUGGUAUCGUGGGGUCCGUCGCCAUGGUCUCAUUAUGGGAUGCUCUGUUACAGGUGUCAAACCCACCUCCGGGGAUUCUCCAUUGCAGCUUGGUCCAAAAGUAGAGGACGUAGAAAAGCCUGUAAACCCGUUUGUAUUCCUUUUACGGUUCCUUGUUGGAGCCUCGGCUGGAGUCUACUAUGUACUAGUUCCUGUCUACAUGUGGCUCAAGGACCAGAUUGUGCCGAAAGGUCAACCAAUAUGAGAGAUUAAGAGACCCGUAUGGUGCAGAGUCGGUUAUGACGGUUUUUUAGCUUGUGUGCACUGUUAUUUGGUCUUUAUGUUCACAACUUUAAUGUUGAAAUCAUAAUCUGUAAUUGCAGAACCUAGAUAUUUAGCACCUUGUCUUGGAGAUGUUGAACAGUUUGGUAUGUGAUUUUUACUCUGAAACACAAGUGGUUAUGUAGCUUCGUAAUUCGUUGGUUCUAUAUU